Labrus bergylta (ballan wrasse) is the source of this 795-nucleotide messenger RNA. RefSeq names its product mitochondrial ribosomal protein S14 (gene mrps14). The record is from RefSeq and is a predicted model, not a curated record. Lineage: Eukaryota; Metazoa; Chordata; Actinopteri; Labriformes; Labridae. Gene Ontology annotation, molecular function: structural constituent of ribosome. Gene Ontology annotation, biological process: translation. Gene Ontology annotation, cellular component: mitochondrial small ribosomal subunit; ribosome.
GAAAUCAUUCAACAUGGCGGCCCACAGGGUAGCAUGUUUAGGGUUGAAUGCCCUUUAUUCUUCUGUGUGCGCCCCAAAGCAGGCCCUGAGGAGCUGCUGGGGGGCGGUGGAGCAGGUGAGGAGUUACUAUGUCGACUGGAGGAUGCUGAGAGACCUCAAGAGAAGACAGAUGGCUUUUGAGUAUGCCGAUGAAAGGCUACGGAUCAAUGCACUGAGGAAGAAUAGCAUCCUUCCCAAAGAACUUCAGGAGGUGGCAGAUAAAGAAAUUGCAGCACUACCACGGGACAGCUGCCCUGUGAGAGUACGCAACAGGUGUGUGAUGACUUCAAGACCUCGGGGAGUGAAACGGAGGUGGCGACUGAGCAGGAUUGUAUUCCGUCACUUAGCUGACCACAACCAGAUAUCCGGGAUUCAGAGGGCAAGGUGGUGACUGGGGAUCCAUUAUGCUCCCGUUGGACUGGAUCUUAAACAUCAGGAAAGGAGGAUAUCAGUUUUCAUGCAUAGUUAUUUCAGACUUUUGAUGUCUAGAGUCUUUAGAUGUAACAGUGAUAAACCAGUACCACCAAGACCCACUAAAGCACGGAAGGUGUUCACGUUUAAAGUGAGUCUACAGUGAUAACUUUCUGAUUGUUGUCUCUCCUGGUCUGUAGGUUUUUGUUUUUUUGCUUAUGGCUCCUAUGAAGAACAUCCAAAUACAAAUGUAAAGAGAAAUGGUGAUGUGUCUCCUAACUGAAGCCAAUGUUCCUGUACAUUAUUUUACUCCUAAAUGUAUGAAUAAAUAUUGUUAUAAAUGAA